CCUAACUGUCUUCCUUCAUCCUUCUUACAUCUCCCUCUUUAUCUCUGACCAUUCACAUUCACACUCUAUAAGAACUCUAUUAUAUAUACUUGCAAAAAACCUCUGGCCGUGGUUGCACAAGUCUGCAACUUCUGAUGGCCAAUCGCUUGGGGAUGAACGGGGCAGAUCACCGGAUUGAAACUAGAGAUCAGAAUGAAUCUGGCUCAUCUUCUGAGAAGACUAUUGGGCCAAAGUCAUAUUCAUACGGUGAAUUAGCAAAGGCAACUGAUCAUUUCUCGCACAAUAAUCUAAUUGGUAAAGGUGGUUUUGGUCAUGUUUUUAAGGCAUCUUUAGAUGGUGAGAUCCGUGCUAUCAAGAAACUUGAUUUUUCGGAUGUACAAUCCGAAGGAGGUUUGGAGAAGGAGAUUAUGAUCGUCCAAAGCCUCAGUCACAAAAACCUCGUUGAACUGGUUGGUUACUGCAUUUAUGGAGCCAAUAGAUUGCUCAUCUUAAAGUAUUUUCCAAAUGGGUCCUUGAGAUCUAAAUUACAUGGAAGUGAUAAUGUUUUGGACUGGGAAAUAAGAAUGAAGAUCGCUAUAGGUUCUGCAAGAGGAUUAGAAUAUUUACAUGAAAAUUAUAAAUCUAAAAUUGUUCAUUUAGAUAUUAAACCAGAUAAUAUUCUUCUUGAGGAAGAUUUUGAACCUAAGAUAACAGAUUUUGGACUUGCUCAAUUUUUUACCGACGGUGCUACUCAUAUAUCCAAAUCAUCAGUUAUGGGAACCCAUGUUUACGAAGAUCCACUGACAACAAAACUUGGAAAGUAUUCUGAUAAAUCCGAUAUUUAUUCUUUUGGAGUUACACUUUUAGAACUGAUUACUGUAAGAAUGCCUAUAGACAAUGGUAUUGACAUUGUUACUUGGGCAAAUCCUCUAAUUAAAAAGGCUUUGGAUGGAAGAUAUACAAAUUUUAUAGAUUCCAAUUUACAAUCCUUUCACCACGAACAAAUGUAUCGAAUGGUUUCUUGUGUUAAUUCUUGUCUAAAUCAACCUCCAAGCUCUCGGCCAACAAUGAAAAAGAUACGUCUAGUUCUUGAAGGAAUAUCACUCCCGGAAGAAUUAUACGAUCAUAAAUUGCGAAAGAGCAUCAUACAUAAAGGUUCAGACCCGAGGAACCGAGGAUCCCAGCAGUGAGUCAGCUGCUACAGAGUGUUGUUAGAGUCUUCAGAGCAACCAGAGGUGAGUAGAAUAAACUCUUAAGUUUUAAAAUUAAUGAAAUAUUAAUUUUGAGCAUGUUCAUGCAUCACGAUUGCCAUGAGAUAUUUUAGGAUGUUGCAUUAGAAUUCACGAAUAUGUUGCACUGCAUAUUAUGUUGAUGUUGUGGGUAAAUACUGAAUGAUCCACUAGUCCUUGAUAUGGAAGUCCAGGGAGCCUUUGACUACGCCCUUGGCACUAGAUAAUGGAAGACCAGGGAGCCUUUGACUACGCCCUUGGCACUAUGGAACGCCAAGACCAAGUGCCU
Messenger RNA from Manihot esculenta (cassava), 1497 nucleotides. Its product is annotated as proline-rich receptor-like protein kinase PERK3. Gene Ontology annotation, molecular function: ATP binding; protein kinase activity. The record is from RefSeq and is a predicted model, not a curated record. The transcript is spliced from 9 exons. Lineage: Eukaryota; Viridiplantae; Streptophyta; Magnoliopsida; Malpighiales; Euphorbiaceae. Bases 135 to 1169 code for a protein of 344 amino acids. Gene Ontology annotation, biological process: protein phosphorylation.